GCUUCUGCUGGAUUAUUUAGAGUGAGUUCAUCUCUUGAAAGCCUUUCUAACAGGCAAGAAAGGCAUCCUUUUGCGAAGCAAGAAAGACAUCUUUUUGUGGAUGGUCGUUAUAUUACAGUGGCUUGGAAAAGCGUCAAGAAUAAGCAAACCCAAAUUCAUUUAUGA
Molecule: messenger RNA, 165 nt
Organism: Dentiscutata heterogama
Lineage: Eukaryota; Fungi; Glomeromycota; Glomeromycetes; Diversisporales; Gigasporaceae
Source: the annotation of a GenBank genome assembly